AUGAAUGCUUCGAUUGCUAGGGGAAGCGGAUUUGGGGGCAAUCUGAAUUUGGGUAUGGAUGGAGCAAAUAUUGAGUUGGAACAGAAAAUUGCAGUUCAGUCUAUUCGAUUAUUUCUGAAGUCGAAGACUUCAUAUGAUGUUUUGCCGGUAUCUUACAGACUAAUAGUUCUCGAUACAUCAUUGUUGGUUAAAAAGUCACUGAAUAUUCUUCUUCAAAACAAUAUUGUUUCAGCGCCCCUGUGGGAUUCGACGACCUCCAAAUUCGCGGGUCUAUUGACUAGUUUGGACUUUAUCAAUGUUAUACAGUACUAUUUUAGCAACCCUGAUAAAUUUGAACUAGUUGAUAAGUUGCAGUUGAAUGGAUUGAAGGAAAUAGAGAAGGCGAUCGGGGUGGAGCCUCCUGACAGGGGUUCUAUUCAUCCUUUCAAGCCUUUGUAUGAAGCAUGUUGCAAAAUGAUUGAAUCAAGGGCAAGAAGAAUUCCGCUGAUUGAUCAAGAUGAAGAAACUCAUAGAGAAAUUGUUGUAAGUGUGCUUACACAGUACCGUAUUUUGAAAUUUGUCGCUUUAAACUGUAGGGAAAUACGGUAUUUAAAAAGGUCGUUAUAUGAAUUAAACAUUAUUACAUCUACACAGAUGCUGAGCUGCUCUAUGAGUACCCCUGUCAUUGAUGUAAUUCAACUUCUAGCCACUGGUGGUGUUUCGUCUAUACCAAUUGUAGAUGAACAAGGAAAAUUAAUUAAUGUUUAUGAGGCUGUCGAUGUUCUUGGUUUAAUUAAGGGCGGUAUUUAUAAUGAUCUUUCUCUGAGUGUUGGAGAAGCACUAAUGAGAAGGAGCGAUGACUUUGAGGGUGUCUAUACAUGUACCAUGAGUGAUAAACUAUCAACUAUAUUGGAUACAAUUAGAAAAUCUCGUGUACAUAGAUUCUUCAUUGUGGACGAAGAUGGCCUUCUAACUGGUGUCUUGACCUUGAAUGAUAUUUUGAAGUACAUAUUAUACGCAGAAAAUUAA
Eremothecium cymbalariae DBVPG#7215 is the source of this 1008-nucleotide messenger RNA. RefSeq names its product AMP-activated serine/threonine-protein kinase regulatory subunit SNF4 (gene SNF4). The record is from RefSeq and is a predicted model, not a curated record. The transcript has a single exon. The coding region runs from base 1 to 1008 and encodes 335 amino acids. NCBI's taxonomy places the organism in Eukaryota, Fungi, Ascomycota, Saccharomycetes, Saccharomycetales, Saccharomycetaceae.